AUGCCUCAACCAACUCCGACCGAAAUCACUAUAAAAGGUUUACAAGAACAAGUCAAAGAAUUAAACGAAAUAAUUUCUGGUUUAGAUUCUAAAACUUCACCAAAACUUAAAACUGAAUUAUCAUCAGACAAAGAAACUGAAUUAUUAAAAAUAGAAAAUUCCAAAUUAAAAUAUCGAAUUAAACAUUUAUUAAACAGUUUAGAUAAAAAAGAUGAUGAAAUCUCAAAAUUGAAAAAUCAACUGGAAAAAUUGGAUUGA
Molecule: messenger RNA, 258 nt
Organism: Dentiscutata heterogama
Lineage: Eukaryota; Fungi; Glomeromycota; Glomeromycetes; Diversisporales; Gigasporaceae
Source: the annotation of a GenBank genome assembly